This is a messenger RNA of Archocentrus centrarchus (flier cichlid), 1495 nucleotides long. RefSeq names its product odr-4 GPCR localization factor homolog (gene odr4). NCBI's taxonomy places the organism in Eukaryota, Metazoa, Chordata, Actinopteri, Cichliformes, Cichlidae. The record is from RefSeq and is a predicted model, not a curated record. The transcript is spliced from 14 exons. Gene Ontology annotation, cellular component: endomembrane system. The coding region runs from base 157 to 1458 and encodes 433 amino acids. Gene Ontology annotation, biological process: intracellular protein localization.
CCCGUCAGUGUACAAAGCAUCGCGGUAAACGGUGUUUAUUGCUCUGCUGACGUUCCAUUAGGCCUAACAGCUGUCAACAUAAGAAACAAGCUGACUGCUUUUUGGUUCAUAUUUUAGCCGCUGUCUUCCUUCUCUUGGAUAUUUUUCCACGGCACCAUGGGUCGUGGUUAUAUAGUGCAAGAUGCCGUGGAGGGAUAUCUGUCGAAACUGUGUGAACAAAAGGCAGAUCCAGUCACAGGUCUGCUUAUUGGACAGAGCUCAGCCCAAAGGGAUUUUGUUAUCAUGGCAACUCGGACGCCCCAAAGGGAGGAGUCUGCUGCAGCAGCUGGAGACACUGUGGACAAGGAGUGGAUCACUGAGCAUGCUCGACAGGUUUCGAGGAUGCUGCCCGGAGGCCUCUCUGUAUUGGGAGUCUUCAUCAUCACUGAUGCAGAUGCCAAGGACACACUAACUACACUCCGACAGCUGGUGUUUACAGUGGAGAACCUGAUCUCCUCGGAGCACUUGUGGGACCCUGCAGAUGAUGAUGUCACAGACUGCGUCACGCUGCACGUCAACCCCAAAACCAGAAAAACCAUCUGCAGAACCUUUGACAUCAAAGACCCCAAGAGCAUGGCCAAGCCUGCAGACUGGAAGUAUCAGUCAGGGUUGUGUUCCUCCUGGGCCACCGUAUCAUGUAGUCUAAAUGUAGACAUUCUGCUACCACUACCAAACAACAGAACAAGCACAGAGCACAUGGACGAAUGCCUUAAGGAGGGACUGAAAGCAUGGGCGCACCAGAUUGAGAGUGGACUGUUUCUGAUUGAUGGAAAAAGGCUGCCCGAGGACUCAGAGCUCACAGUGGGACAGAGGAAGAAUGUGAGACAGAUGUACACAGCUCAGCUGCUCACCACAGCGGAAGAAAAGAGGUUAACAGAUGUGGUGCAGCAGUGUGGAGGCAGCGUGUCAAUCACAGGAGCAAUCCACAGCCGAGCUUACCUGCACAGCAACAAGCCAAAGGCCAGACUGGCAGAGAAGAUGCUGAAGAGGGACGUGGUUUCUACGGUGGCCACGAGAGUUCAAAUGAUGCUGGAGGAGUUGCUGACAUCAGACCAGGAGAGCAAGGGCAGCUGUAGAGACAAACAACAGACAGAGCAGCUCCGCCUCCCCCAUCGUAUCUUUUGUCCACUAAAAGCGAGCGGGCCGCUCUGCGUGUGUGACUACCAGUUCAGUGACGAGAGUGCAUCUGAUGUGACUGAGCGAUUGAAGGAGAUGUUGGACAUUGAUGCAGCUGAGGCAGACUUGGAUACCAGACAGGAAACGACCGCUGAAAUGACAGGGUGUGAUGUUACGCCAGAGCCCGCUCAGGAAACAGUUGGGGCACCUGAGCACAAGAACAACUACAUUGGUGUUGCCAUGGCUACUGCUGUUGCACUGCUUGCUACUGCUGCCUCAAUGCUGUAUCUCAAUGACAUUUGAGGAAAAUGAAAUAAAGAAACAAAGUGUUUUAUUUUGA